CCGUUCUUUGUUUAGUAUGGUUUGGUUUGGGCGGACCAGCAGAUGAUCCAAUAAACUUUAGGUUGGGUUUUGCAACAGCAGCUAUAUAAAGCUGUUCCUGCCUUUCUAGGUUAACCCGAAUAAAUUUGAAGAAAAGCACGCAUUUUAAUUUCUGAUUAUCAAGUGAUUGGGAAAAUAAUUCUGAUUAAUUUCUGAACCCUACUCCGCUCCACUCGCGCUGUCCGCCUCGCUUGCUGCCUCACUCGUGACUCAUCCUCAUUCCUCUGGCACCCUCAUUCGCGUUGGCCGUCGCCGCUCGUGCUGCUGGGCUUCUCGUUGUCGCCAUCGUCGUUUUCCUCAACACCUCACCACAGGUGUGUCUCUCGUUCUUACUCUCGCCGGCGUGAAGCUCUGUUCUUCAUUUCUUUUGGAAGCAUAUCUGGCGUGAAGCAAACAAAUGUGCAAACUUCUUUGCAGCUAUGCCCUCACCGUGCCUGUCGGUUUUCAUAUACUCCUCGACGACACACUCGACCUUCUCCGGCGAGUUAAAUCAUUUUGCAUUUAAUAACUAUGAGGGGAUCGCUACUCGGAAACUGUGCUGUUUAGGGUGUAGUGGUCUAAUGGAUCAUUUUUCACGAGCCUUGUGUAUUGGCAGGAUCUGAAAAGACCAGCUGGACCCGAUUCGGACUCAUCACAGAGUGCUCGUUGCAUGCGAGACCAUAGCAAGCAUUUAAUGCUAAGCGACCCGCCCUUGCGGACAUAUAAAUGCCCACAGACUGAAAAAUGGGCUAUCACGUGUCGCCCAUGCAAUGCUCUAAUUCCUUUAUCAAGAGCAAAAUGCUUCUAAAUCAAUUAAUUGAGGACCUCGCUCCCGGCUUUUGAAGUUAUUUCCUGCUUGCUUGUUUGGGUUUAUUGUUCUCUAGCACAAAAAAUGGCAAAUCUUCCUCUGUCAUUUUCAGUUCAAGCAUGCCUUCAGAAACCGAAGGUCAUUGAAGCAUCUCAGCUAAGUGAGUGUAAAGGUGGAAGUAGAUUGUCUAGAUUUGAGAAGUCAGAUACAGAGAGAAAGUUAGUUUGUAGAGCCCCACAAAGUAUAGUUAGUCCUUUUUACCAGAAUUUCACUACAAAAUUGUGUGCUACACCCCGAGUAUCCAUUGAGGGAAGUAAAAACCAAGUCACUACGUUUAGUGAAGCUGAAGAUUUAAGAAGAGCAUUGAGUUAUUUGUUUAGGACAGAAAAUGGUGGUCUGGUUAAAGUUCAUGUUAUCAAGAAAAAUGUCAAAUAUUCUGUGCAUGUUGAGGUCUCUUCCUUAGAAGUACAUGGUGAAGGACUGGUAUUGUGUUGGGGUGUGUACAGAGCCAAUUCAUCACGUUUUGAGGUUCCAGAUUUUAAAAGUUCAGCUACGGAUACAAAAACAGGGAUGAAUCUGAGCCCAUUCCAACAGUCAUUGUCAGGCAACUUUAAAAUUGAGUUGGAAUUUGAUGCAAAACAAGUUCCCUUUUAUUUCUCAUUUAUCCUAAGAUCAUCAUUCAAUACUGAGUCAAGUGCAUCUGAUGUUAGAAGUCAUAGAAAAACAAAUUUCUGUGUACCAGUCGGUUCUCUUCCAGGGCACCCAGCUCCUCUGGGUCUCUCUUUUUCUCCUGAUGGUUCUAUGAAUUUUGCUAUUUUCUCAAGGCAAGCAGAAGGCAUGGUUUUAUGCUUGUAUGAUGAUACCAAUCUUGAGAAACCUGCCUUACGGCUUGAUCUAGAUCAUUAUGUCAAUCGAUCCGGAGACAUAUGGCAUAUUGCAUUUGAAAGUGCUUGGACAUUUGUGAGCUAUGGUUAUCAUCGCAAAGGGGCUCUUGUUGAGCAAAACAAGGAUGAUAAUUUUAAUAAGCAUGUUCUUCUAGAUCCAUAUGCAAAAGUUAUUGGGAAUUCUUUUCCUAAUGGUUAUGAAUCGGGUUUAACUACAAAGUUUCUUGGAAGGUUGUGCAAGGAACCUGAUUUUGAUUGGGGUGAUGAUUUUCAUCCAAAUUUACCAUUUGAAAAACUAGUGGUCUAUAGAUUGAAUGUUGAGCUCUUUACUCAGCAUAAAUCUAGCCAACUGCCUACUGGUCUAGCUGGGACCUUUGCUGCUUUGGCCGAGAAGGUGCAGCAUUUUAAGGACCUUGGCGUUAAUGCAGUUCUUUUGGAGCCAAUCCUCUCGUUCGAUGAACAAAAAGGACCGUAUUUUCCUUGUCACUUCUUUUCCCCAAUGCAUAUUUUUGGACCGUCUGGUGGUCCCAUAUCUACAAUCAACUCUAUGAAAGAGAUGGUGAAAUAUUUGCAUGCUAAUGGGAUUGAAGUUCUUAUGGAAGUUGCUGUGACCCGUACUGCUGACGUGGGAGCACUGCAAGGAAUUGAUGACGUGUCCUACUAUUAUGCAAAUGGAGUUGGUGAUUCGAAGACUCAAAGUUCCCUGAACUGUAACUAUCCUGUAGUGCAACAAUUGAUUUUGGAUAGUCUUCGGCAUUGGGUUACUGAAUUUCACAUCGAUGGCUUCAGUUUCAUAAAUGCCUCACAUCUGUUAAGGGGGUUUCAUGGAGAACACUUGUCUCGACCUCCAUUGGUUGAAGCAAUUGCUUUUGAUCCAUUACUAUCCAAGACCAAGAUCAUCGCAGAUUGCUGGGAUCCAUAUGACAUGGUUGUUAGGCAAACUCGUUUUCCUCAUUGGAUGAGAUGGGCAGAAAUGAAUGCUAAUUUCUGUAAUGGUGUGAGGAAUUUUUUGAGAGGUGAAAGUCUUAUAAGCGACCUUGCAACUAGACUUUGUGGGAGUGGGGACUUGUUUUCUGACCGACGAGGCCCUGCAUUUUCUUUUAAUUACGUCUCCAGGAACUUUGGACUUUCCCUUGUCGAUUUGGUCAGCUUCAGCAGGGAGGAACUAGCUUCAGAAUUAAGUUGGAAUUGUGGAGAAGAAGGGCCUACUAAUGAUAAGUAUGUCCUUGAAAGAAGGCUUAAGCAAAUCCGUAAUUUCCUUUUCAUAUUGUUUGUGUCAUUAGGAGUGCCUGUUCUGAACAUGGGAGACGAAUGUGGUCUGUCUUGUGGGGGUUCUCCUGCAUAUGGAGACAGAAAGCCUUUAGAUUGGAGUGCUUUGAAUUCAGGUUUUGGUAAGCAAAUCUCGGAAUUCAUUUUGUUUCUGACUAGACUUAGAAAAAGGCGAAGCGAUAUUUUCCAGAGACGAAGCUUCUGGAAGGAAGAAAACAUACAAUGGCGGGGAAGUGAUCUAGCUCCACCAAAAUGGAAGGACCCAUCCUGCAAGUUUUUGGCCCUGACUUUGAGGGUUGAAAGAGGCUCGCUCCUAGUGAGCUCUGAAACUUCUAAUUUACCGGCAGGUGAUAUAUUUGUUGCUUUCAACGCAGCUGAUCAAUCAGAAACUGUGGUUUUGUCCCCACCGCCAGAGGGGAUGUCAUGGUGUCGUCUAGUUGAUACAUCUCUUCCAUUUCCUGGGUUUUUCUCAUUUAACGGCGAACCUGUUCCUGUCCCUGAGCAGCCCUCCGAGCUGUUUGCUUACGAAGUGAAGUCUCACAGCUGUAUUUUGCUUGAGGCAACCUAUCUCGAUAGCUAAAAAUUGUUUUGUUGAUUAAUAAGUUAAUGUUAUGACUCCUUUGUAAAUAGUCAAUAAUUUUUUUAAUGGUGAUUUCCCUGCAUUCAAGUGAUAACUCAUUGUCCUGUC
This is a messenger RNA of Neltuma alba, 3667 nucleotides long. RefSeq names its product isoamylase 2, chloroplastic-like. NCBI's taxonomy places the organism in Eukaryota, Viridiplantae, Streptophyta, Magnoliopsida, Fabales, Fabaceae. Bases 911 to 3559 code for a protein of 882 amino acids. The transcript is spliced from 4 exons. The record is from RefSeq and is a predicted model, not a curated record. Gene Ontology annotation, biological process: starch biosynthetic process. Gene Ontology annotation, molecular function: isoamylase activity.